ACUUCCAAAAGAGUGGGUUUCCACAUAUUUACAAAAGGCGCAACUCAAAUCUCAAGUUCCCUCUCUCUUCCACCAGGUUGAUGAGCCUAUCGCAGUCAAUUCUCUUCUUUCGCGAAUUUCCUCCGUCUAUACACUUUUUCUCGAAUCACCCGCCGCUUCGACCUUGAGGAACAUUCCGAUUUCAAUCAUGUCCAUGAGCACCAACGACCCAAACGCCGGCUCAGCAAUUCGUUUGUAUCAAACAGAACGUAUCCCCCGGAAUACCGGCAGGAUAUGCUGUGCAUGUAACAUGUUAUUUGCCAGGGCUUCUGUUCCUGCCUUGUGCUUGAACUGUGGUCAUGGAACAUGCGAAGCGUGUCCGGUGAUUGAGUUUGUGUCUCAUGGUCACAAUUUGAGUUCCUAUGAAAGUACAAAUAAAGGGCCUAGAAACUUGCUCAGACGAAUCCAGCCUGCUCUCUGGGAGCCAGAUCAGGCUCAAAACUUGGACGGACAUAAUGGACAAAAGUUACGAAGACAGGUACAAUACGAACGGGACCAUGAACAGGGAAACCAAGUGGAACCACAUCGAGAACAUCUGGAAGAGCAGCAGUCGUCAUCAAUUUCAGGGCGCAAAAAACGCAAGCUGAACAUGACCAAGUGCCAAAGGUGUCGAGAUGACAAAAAGGCUUGUAUCCGGCAGGGUUCGGAAAAAUGUAAUCGCUGUACUGAAAAGGAGCUUCAUUGCUCAGAAGGAACCCGAGUAAUACGCCCUCGGAAGCUUGCAUCGAGGUCUUUACCACCAACGCAAAACGUCAUUCCCUCGCCAGUCGAUUCGGAUGUCUCGAAAAUCAGCUUUGACCAAAUUGCUCUUCUCGUAAGCUACUACCAAAUGAUGGUCAAGGCUAAAGAAAAGCUCAUUAAACUCGGCAAACAUAUUCGUUCAUUAUUUGGAACUCCUUUGUCGCCCACCUACGACAUUUGGGAUCCAGAUUUUAUAUCUUUUGUCGUCAACAUCUACGAUGAAGUAAUUCUCACAUGCUUGACAAAACUCUUGACGGAGAAACAGUUCUCGAAAACCCUUCCGACACGCUCUUCACUUAUCAGCCUAAUUCUCGCUGUGGAUGUAUGCUGCAUCGAUCAUAUCUGCCCUAUUUGCCAGGACUCCGAUAUCGAAGUCGAUAUCGAACUACCGAUGUAUGGACUUAACGAUUCUAUGGAUUUAUUCAGAAAUUUCGUGGUAAAGGAGCACCUGAUCCUGCGCCACGGCCUUGAGCUCAAUAAGGACAAACUGGAAGAAGAAAUCCAAAUCUAUACCACGUUGUCAACUAAAGUGCCACGGGAAAUCAGCGUGGCGCUUGAGUCACUGGGCUUGUCUGAACUUGCCGAACAGAGUAGAGCCAUCGGACUUUACUAUCCUGACACGACUAUUCCGUUGCAUCACGCUGCUGCGAUGGGAUCUAUUGGAAUAUGCAAAGUAUUGGUAGGACGUGGAGGCGAAUUCGAUAUGGGGGCUGAAGACUUUAACCAGAGAACCGCACUCGACUAUGCAGUGAUCAGGAAACAUCAAGAAGUGGUGGAUCUGUUGACAGACUGUUAUCUUGAGGCUGGCUUGAAUGAAAAGGUGGCGAAAGCACACAGGAUCGCAGCAGCAGUGAGGGAUGGAACGUACGAGUCUUGGAAAACGUACGACUACUAGCAUGUAUGUCAAUUAAACUAUACUUCCU
Messenger RNA from Bipolaris maydis ATCC 48331, 1703 nucleotides. The record is from RefSeq and is a predicted model, not a curated record. Lineage: Eukaryota; Fungi; Ascomycota; Dothideomycetes; Pleosporales; Pleosporaceae.